AGGUGGGACCGACCAAUGGGUGUCUGCAGCCCGGCGCUUAAAGCCCGCAAACCUGACCGAUCCCGCACCGUCAGACUGAAGCAACGGGGCAGCGCGGCCAUGGCGGAGAACGGAGUGACGGACAACGGGGAGGUGGGCAGCGGGGAGAUGGGCCGAGCGGCCCCGGCAUCGCCGCCGAGACCUGCGAAAAACCUGCGGGUCAAGUACACCAAGAUAUUCAUUAAUAAUGAAUGGCACGACUCUGUGAGUGGGAAGACGUUUGCAACCUUCAACCCAGCAUCAGGAGAGAGGAUUUGUGAUGUUGAAGAAGGUGACAAGGCUGAUGUGGACAAGGCGGUACAGGCAGCUCGGGCAGCGUUCCAGCAAGAUGCUCCCUGGAGACAGAUGGACACGUCUACCCGUGGGAGACUCCUGUGUAGAUGGGCAGACCUCCUGGAGCGGGACCGGAACAUUCUAGCUACGCUUGAAACAUUGGACACGGGAAAACCGUUCCUGCAAUCAUUUGCCAUCGACUUGGAAGGAUGUAUAAGGACACUACGCUACUAUGCUGGCUGGGCAGAUAAAAUCCAUGGGAAGAGUAUACCAGUGGAUGGAGACUUUGUCAUGUUUACAAGACACGAGCCAGUUGGUGUGUGUGGUCAGAUCACCCCGUGGAAUUUCCCUCUGCUGAUGUUCGUUUGGAAGGUGGCGCCUGCUCUGUGCUGUGGGAACACAGUGGUGAUUAAACCAGCUGAGCAGACCCCACUGACGGCACUCUACAUGGGAGCAUUAGUCCGAGAGGUUCCGUUCCCUCCCGGUGUGGUGAACAUCGUUCCAGGUUUCGGACCCACUGCUGGGGCGGCAAUAGCCUGCCACAGAGACAUCGAUAAAGUUGCCUUCACUGGCUCUACUGAGGUGGGAAAGUCCAUCAUGGAAGCGGCCUCCAGAAGUAAUCUGAAGAGAGUGACCCUGGAGCUCGGUGGCAAGAAUCCCCUCAUCGUGUUCGCUGACUCGGAUUUGGGCUUGGCUGUGGACUGUGCCUCACAAGGGGCUUUCUUCAACCAGGGCCAGUGCUGCACGGCGGCAGCUCGCAUCUUUGUGGAGGAGCCCGUGUACAAGGAGUUUGUGCAGCGCAGUGUGGACAGGGUGAAGAGGAGAGUGGUUGGCAAUCCAUUCGACCCAAAAACUGAACAAGGACCACAGAUCGACCAAGACCAGUUUGACAAAAUCCUGGAGCUGAUCGAGAGUGGCAAGAGUGAAGGAGCGAGGCUGGAAUCUGGCGGUGGUCCCUACGGGGACGAGGGCCACUACAUUCUGCCCACCAUCUUCUCCGAGGUGACGGACUCCAUGCGCAUCGCUAAGGAGGAGAUCUUUGGGCCAGUCCAAGUGAUAAUGAAGUUUAAGAGCAUGGAGGAGGUGAUCAGAAGAGCCAACAGCAGUGAGUUUGGGCUGACUGCAGGAGUGUUCACCACCAGCAUUGACCGAGCAAUGGCCGUGGCCAAGGCCCUGCAGUCCGGAACCGUCUGGAUUAACUGCUAUAAUGCUCUGCAUGUCCAGGCCCCCUUUGGCGGCUUCAAAAUGUCUGGAAAUGGAAGAGAAAUGGGUGAAUAUGGACUGAAGGAGUACACAGAAGUAAAAACUGUCACCAUCAAAAUCUCACCGAAGUGCCAAUAAACUGGUGAAGUGGACACUGAAAUUGUACCAGAGGAAGUCUGGAUAAAAGAUGAAGAACAACAAGGACACUGACAAAAUCGAGUUUUAUAACUGGGCAAAAGCUUUAAGUUCUUAAAAAAUAAUUUCUGACUUUGCACAAAGAAAAUAUUUUUAUAUUUCCUUUUAAAACAUAGAUUUAACCUGAUAUUAGUGUUUUCAGUCAGUGUUGCCAGUGACUGAAGGAGACUCUCUGUAGUCCUCAUACACAGGACACCGUUUUUAAUCUGGCAGAAGCUGGCAUCGUUGGCAUAAAUUGGCAAAUACCCAUCAUUUACUGGGACCCCUUCAAUCACACGGCACAAUGCCAAAGCGGCUGGGAUUAUGUGAUGCCAUUAACAUAGAGCACUUCAAACCCCCUCCCAGAGGAUGAUAAGCAAUGACUGGAGCACGUGUUUCCCAAAUUCCCCAAGGGUCUGGACAUCAACUUUGAAAAAUCAUAUUUUGUAUCUAAUUCUUAAACAUAGAAAUAAAUGUAUUUUAAACCUUCCAAA
Molecule: messenger RNA, 2183 nt
Organism: Amblyraja radiata (thorny skate)
Lineage: Eukaryota; Metazoa; Chordata; Chondrichthyes; Rajiformes; Rajidae
Gene: aldh1a3
Product: aldehyde dehydrogenase 1 family, member A3
Exons: 13
Coding region: 16-1653 (545 amino acids)
Molecular function (GO): oxidoreductase activity, acting on the aldehyde or oxo group of donors, NAD or NADP as acceptor
Source: RefSeq, a predicted model, not a curated record